This is a messenger RNA of Patella vulgata (common limpet), 4505 nucleotides long. Its product is annotated as multidrug and toxin extrusion protein 1. Gene Ontology annotation, molecular function: xenobiotic transmembrane transporter activity; antiporter activity. NCBI's taxonomy places the organism in Eukaryota, Metazoa, Mollusca, Gastropoda, Patellidae. Bases 15 to 1265 code for a protein of 416 amino acids. Gene Ontology annotation, cellular component: membrane. Gene Ontology annotation, biological process: transmembrane transport. The record is from RefSeq and is a predicted model, not a curated record. The transcript has 9 exons.
GUGAAAGAACUUGGAUGGAAAUUAGAUUAUUAUAUCUUUCAGGAUUAUCUUGGAAGUGCCUGGAGGGUUGGAAGUUAUAUAUGAGUCUUGCUUUUCCUGGCAUGUUAAUGUUAUGUCUAGAAUGGUGGUCUUUUGAAGUCCUAGUCUUUUUAGCAGGUACAUUAGGAACCACAUCGUUAGCAGCGCAUUCUAUUUUAUAUCAAAUGGCUGCCAUUAUGUUUAUGACACCGUUAGGAUUAGCUCAAUCAGCAUGUGUUCGAGUUGGUAAUUUACUAGGAGAAGGAUUACAUCAAAUGGCUGCUAACUCAGCUCAUGUUAUAGUUUCAUUUACUUUUUUUAUAGCUAUAUUUGAUGCGAUACUUUUGUGUAGUUUUAAAGACUUGAUACCGUUAUGUUUUACACAAGACAGAGAUGUAAUAGAUCUAACUUCUAAUCUUCUCCUGAUAUUGGCAGUGUUUCAUGUAGCUGAUGCUUUAGAAGGUGUAGCAUCAGGAGUAUUAAGAGGUACAGGACAACAGAGAUUUGGAGCAGUUGUAAAUCUUAUAGCAUAUUAUAUUGUUGGUCUUCCUAUAGCUAUAGUACUUAUAUUUUAUACAUCACUUGGUACAGCAGGAGCUUGGUGGGGUAUAUGUUUUGGUAGUACAUUCCAGUGUAUUUCAUUUUUUAUUAAGAUUUCUUUUUUAAACUGGGUUGAAGAAUCUAAAACGGCCUCUUUAAGAGCUGGAGUUAAAACUACAAAAAUAGAUGGAGUACAAGAUGAAUGUACGGUUUCAGAAGGAGAAGAUAAUCAACAGUUGAUAGAAGCUGAUCAUCUCUUGUUAACAGAAAGUCCCAGUUUAAACAGUAUUAAUAGUAACGAUACAGAAUACAUGGAAUCUGAAUACAAUAGAAAAAGACGCCUAAUUCUCAUCCGCCUGAUUCCAUUUGUGUGUUGUUUGAUAUUUUUAAUAAUUGGCAUCGUUAUUCAUGAAUACCUAAAAGAGUUUACUGCACAUCAACAUUGUGUUUUGAUGCAUGGACAUGAUUUUAAUCUGACUUACAUCCAUGAGCUUUUAAUGGAUCCACAAGAGCACAACUUAACAAAAAAUGAUGUGGACAUGCUCAAUACUACUUAUUAUUUCGAAAGCCAGAAUUUUGGGAAUCAGACAUUCAUAUAUUGUCCGCACAAUGUUCCUGAUUUCUAUCAUGGAGACUACGAGGAUUUUAAUCAGACGAAACUUUACAAGUUAUUCUAUCCAAGACUUACGUUUCAUCCAUUGGGUUAAGUUGUUUCAAAAAUUAUCGAUACAGAUUAUUAUUUUUAUAAUGAAAACAGACAAAUGCUUAAACAAAUAAUUUGGUUAACUGACUUAAUAUUUUGUGCCAAAUUGUGAAAUCUAGCAUAUGUCAUGUGCAGAGGUUAUUUAAAUAUAAUUUUUUUACAGUGAUAGAAAAAUGAGCAGAUGAUUAGAUUUCUACUAAUUUAGUAAAUAUUAAUAUUUACCAACAAGAUAUCUACAAUAAAGUUGUGAAGUUGAUUAAGAAUAAAUGUCUUCUUGUACAGUAAAGUAAAGUUGAUUAAGAAUGAAUGUCUUGCUGUACUGUAAUGUAAAGUUGAUAGUCUAUAAAGAUGAGUUUUGUGAUAUUGACAUGUGGGGUGGGGGGGCGGAUUUUUGUUUAAAUAAUUAGGCCAAACAAAAAAAAAUAUUCUUGCUCUCAGACAAUCAUUCCUUAAAAAUCUAACGAGGGAGGGAGGUUUUUGUUUUUGUGUUUUUAUUUUGUGUUCUCAUAAAUAUCUCAUUUCAAGGCAAUGCAUUAUCUCAUCAUGUUGUUUAUAGAAAUAUAUGAUUAUCUAGUGUCAUUUAUGAUUGCCAAAAACAUGGUUGCUUAUUUGAUAGUUGAGCAUAUGGUACAUUUAUUCCAUUUUAUACAUUCACAUUGAAAAGUGGUUGUAUAUUGUUGUCGACCCCCUCUGUCCACAAUUGCUUGUGGAUGCUCGAGAGUCUAAAGUUGAUAUCUGAUUGACUUUAAAUUUAUACACACUGUUCUAGGUCAUGUCAUGAAGAAGCCUAUACAACGAUUUCCAAUAAUUGCUGCAAGAGUUAUGGCCCUUGAUCGCUCUUAAGACCAAAGUGUUAGCAUGGGGCAGAACAAGAAGCCAAACAAAUCCUAAUGAUAAUUACUUAAUGGUUUGUUGGCCUAUUCUUAAUAGUCUUUGUGUCUUGUUUUUUUAUAGAGUUACUUCCUGUAUCUAAGGGAUAAUACUUAUGUGCCAUAAUGAAUGGAACUGUUUAUAUUUAUUGAAAUAAAAAUGGGUCAUGCGGCUCUUUUUAAGUGACACUGGAGUACUGAGAAACGGAAUAUUUUUUUUUAUAUGGCCUUAUCGUUGGUUGAUUUUUUGAAAACAUUUCAAUUUAGAAUGCAUUUAAUUGUUUGUUGUGAUAUUGAACUCGAAAUAUUUUAUGUAACAAUCAUAACAUUAAUAUUAUUUUGCGAUUUCACAAUUAUGAUUCCUAGAGGACUUUGAGCUCUUGUCAGAUUUUAUUUUUAGUAAUGGAGUAAUUGUCUUUUUAUUUCUUUUUUUUUUUUAGAAAACUGCAAUUUAGAAGGAAGGCAUUUAUUUGAUUGUUGAUACUAUUCAAAAUCAAUUUAUGGUCAUAAAGAUUAUGUUUUGUGAUCCCUCUAAAGAGGACUUAGAUUUAUUUUUGUUUUGUUUUGUUAUUUUACCGGUAAUUAGCAUUCUUAUUAUUUAUUAAAAGUCCCAAUUGUAUGUUAUUUAUUAUAUGCCCCAAUCGAAUUUUAUGAUUUAUUAUAUGUCCCAAUCGAAUGCGAUCUUUAAGUUAAUAAUGGCUAACCAAAACACACAUCUAUUAUGAAAUUCAGUGUUGAUAAACAAAAGACAAUCCAAUGAAGAAAAAGAAAGAAACAGGAUCACCAAAUUCCAUAAGUGGCAACUACCAUGUCAAUGGAUAUUUCUAUUGGUAUUUUUUAAUCCAAUCGCGUUGUCAUGGUAAUGUUAAUUUGAAUUUACAAUUUCAACCCUUUAGCACUUGGUACAUGUAAAUAGUGACUACCCAAGUGGCCCCAAGUUCUUUGCAGAAAUAAAGAAAAGAGUGAUAUAUAUUUUAGACUGGGAUAUCCCUAUCCUGCCUGAAACCGUCAGAAACUACUAUUCCAGGGACUGCCUCAAUUAGCUCUUCAUAUUGCAGGACUGUAUACUAGUUCAUGGAGGUACCACACAUAUUCGCAUGACUCAGUCUACUUGAUUAAGAACUACCAGCAAGCAAACAUUCACACUGCAAGUUUCUUGCGAUCAAGUCAAACUGUUGUUGUUAAUUCGAAUUAUAUUAUGCAAGGAGAACAGGGUAUUAUUUAUUUUUGCGCUGAUGCCAAAUGAUAAUUAAUAGUGCUAAAUAGUAUUCCCUUAAAGCCAAACAUGUAUGUAUGAUCUAAAAAGAGGAGAAAUUAAAUUUAUGAUUAGCUGGUUUGUUCAUUGCUCAAGACAAUAAGGGCAGCAAUGCCACAAGCAUGUUAACCCUGCUCAGUAACAUGGAAUACAGGGUGAAAUGCAGGGAAGUCUUCCUUGGGGUAAAAGUGUAUAGUUGUUUACUUUUGAAAUGUUGUUUAAUUGCUUAAUUCAGUAUUAAAUCUCUUAAGUACCAGUAAUAAAGGCUCAAUAUUCAAGAAUACAGAUUAAAUGGCUAAUGUAGACUUUCAAAUCAUGAAGAAUAAAAAGUAGUUCUACCAGUAAGGAUUUAAGUUAAUCAGUCCCAACAUAAUCUGUAGCCACUUGAAGUUUACACUGUUUUCUAUUGAGUUCGCGCUGCCAUCUUUAUUUUGCUUAUAAUCAUCUGUAGGCACUGGAACGAUAAUUCAUUUCUUUCCACAAACAUUUGGACGCAAUAUUAUGUUUUAUAUUACUAUAUAAAGAACAAAAUUCAGCAUUUUCAUACAUUAAUAUUAUUAUUUCAUCAAAAUUAAUUGUUCCAUCUCUUUAGCUCAUCAGAAUAAUGGCUCUAAAAGACAAUGUCAUAUCCCAGACCUUCUAGGUAACCUAUUUCAUCUAACAAUUGAUAGAUUUCAACCAAAUUUAGUAGUGGUGCUUAUUCAGAUUUGUUAAACAGAAGUUGAUACGGGUGGCGCAGGGCACAUGCACCCUUAAGGGACAAAUUUUUAGACAUGUUCGCACUUUUAUGUCUUCUUCCCUUAAACAACCCCUUUCUGGAUUUAAACCAAAUUUAAUGGGUAUAAUUUGUUUUAAAUUGUGGGAGGGUAAAGAAGGGGUUUCAUACCAAACCCUCUAGGACUUAAAUAAUGAUGGAUAAGUUUGAUAAAAUAAAAAAUGUUCUUGGAUAUAAUUUUUUGUCCAAGAAUUUCAGUUGUUUUUAUUUCUUUGUUUUUUUUUAUAAUUGUUAUAUAUUGUUAUUGAUUGAUAUUGCAAAGUCUACUUAAUUAUACUAGAUAUAUACAUUUUUGAUAUCUUUGUGUCAAACUUUGUGUGAUAUUAUUAUAUUAUGUAGGCCACU